CACACAAUUUAUAACCAUGUGGUUGCAGUGGCACGGAUCUGUUCUGCUACGGUUGCUGGUGGUGGCCGGCUCCUUGACUUUAGCAGCUGGGUCUCCGCCCAGGAACCUAACGCGUGGGGCUGCCAUGGCUGCCAAGAACUAUGAGGAGUACGCGAAGAACACAUUGGAGUUCGCUACGCAGCGAAUGCGCAAUAUUUGGAGUAGACGUCGCGACAUAUUUCUAUCGCUAACUGUGAAGGGUCGGCCAUAUAGCGCGGUGAAUCAGGCCCCACUCAAGCAGGAAAUUGAGCUCGACAACUAUCGCCUGGCAUAUGAGUUGGCAGCCAACCUGAGUGUUGUGCCUGUGCGGCAACUACAGGAUCCUCUCCUGCGACGUCGAGUGCAGCGCCUGUCCAAGCUUCAACUUCACGGACUACGUCGCUCGGACUUCGACCAGUCCAGGGAACUGCUGCACACAAUGCAAACCUUCAUCAGUGGUCGUUCCGUGUGUCAUGCCCAUCAUCAGGACGAUUGCCAGCAGUCGCUGGCCAUGUAUCCUCACAUCAUGAAUCAAGCGGUACGCAGCCAGCGAGUGGAGGAAUUGGAAUACUAUUGGCUGAAGUGGCGCAUGGCCAUCAAUGACAAAAACACGGCCAAGGCUACCUUCAUUGACUAUGUACGCUUGCUCCGAAUCGCUGCUACAUAUAACGGUCAUGUAACACCAUCGCGCACCUGGUAUCUUUACUAUGAUACGGAGAACUUCCAACGCGAACUUGAGGACGUCGUCUGGGAGGUAAUGCCUUUGUAUCGCGAGCUUCACGCGUAUCUACGCAAACAGGCCAUUCUUACAUACCCGCAUCGGAACUAUGAAGAAGACGGUUCGAUAUCGGCGCCAGUUCUGGACCAAAUGAUUGGUCAGGCCUGGUAUCCCCAUCCAAUCUUUCGUGUGCCUUUUCCAAACAGUCAGCUUCCAUCGGUGCACCAACGUCUGGAGCAGGUGCUCGUCACAUCAUUGAAGAUCAAUAAAAAGGCGGCAGAGUUCUUCGAGUCCCUCGGUCUUAAUCACAUGUCCGAUGGCUUCUAUGAAAAAUAUUCGCGUCGAAUGAACGACGAUGAACUCAGCACCGAUUGCAAGUCCGUUGUAUACUAUUUCCCACCUGAGGUGGCACUACGCUAUUGCCCCAAACUGGACUACAAGAAGAUGAUGCAAAUGCACGCCACCAUGUCGGAUCUGCAAUACAAUAUAUACAAAAAGGAAUUGCCAUUUGGCCUGGACACCGAGCCCUGUCCCGGCUUUGGGAGCGCGAUGGGUGAGGCGGCUAUUAUUGCCUCCGGCACGCCCCGACAUCUGCAUCGACUGCACAUUUUACUCAAUGAGAGCUUAAAUCACGAUCAGUCGAUGAAUCGACUGUUCCGCAUGGGCGUUCACACCCUGCUGGCCGUGCCGCAGUACUUUAUCAACGAUAAGUUCCUCGUUGAUGUCAUGGAUGGUCGUAUUAAUGUCCAGGACUAUAACUGCGCCUAUUGGCGCCUACAGAACAAGUAUGCCGGCGUAGCGCCGCCAAAGAUGAGAAACGAAAAAAGUUUUGAUCCAGACUUUAAGUUCUACCGCGGCUUAAGUCCAGAGCGGUCGAGUACCAUGAAGUUUAUAUCGGAAGUUCUUGGUUUCCAAUUCUAUCGCGCUUUUUGCCUAGCCAGCGGACAAUAUCAGCCGGGUAAUCCAGAAUAUCCCCUACACAAUUGUGAUUUCUACGGCAGCACUGAAGCAGGAAAAAUGCUGCGCGAAAUGAUGCAACUGGGUGCCACAAAGCACUGGCGGGAUAUUAUGGAAAUAGCUACUGGCGAACGUAAGCUUAGCGGUCGUGGCAUUUUGGAAUACUUUGGACCCCUAUUCACCUGGCUUAAGGAGGAGAAUAAGCGACUAGACCUUGAGCCUGGCUGGGACUCGAGUACAAUGUGCCGCAACGAUUAAUCCAAAAUAUAAAAUUAUUGGUUCUCAAAUAAUAUACUAUAUACAACAUACUUAUAUGCAAUAUAUUUAACAUGUUUCCUAAUUGUCUUCAAAGAAUGCUAAAGUUAUAUAUUACGGUUUAUCAUCAUGGAAAAUGGAGAUCUAAUGAAAUUAAAAGUGAAUUUAAACUAA
This is a messenger RNA of Scaptodrosophila lebanonensis, 2122 nucleotides long. It is a transcript of the gene Ance-5, whose product is annotated as angiotensin-converting enzyme. The transcript has 6 exons. NCBI's taxonomy places the organism in Eukaryota, Metazoa, Arthropoda, Insecta, Diptera, Drosophilidae. Gene Ontology annotation, molecular function: metallopeptidase activity; peptidyl-dipeptidase activity. Bases 17 to 1951 code for a protein of 644 amino acids. Gene Ontology annotation, biological process: proteolysis. The record is from RefSeq and is a predicted model, not a curated record. Gene Ontology annotation, cellular component: plasma membrane.